AUGGCCGUGCAAGGCUCGUCGGGGACGUCGCUCUCGCGCGGCGAGACCCUGACGCUGCUGACCAUAUCCGGCGCCUCGCUCGCCGUCCUGGCCAACACCUUCUCCGGCGACGGCGAGCCGCUCAUCGCGUCGCUCGCGCUCUCGUGCGCCGCCUUUGCGCUCUGCUACGCCAUGAUCCGCUGGCUCGGCCCGACCUUUAUCAAGGCCGGCUUCCGCGGGCGCGACCUCUCCAAGGUCAACAGGGUCGAGCUGCCCGAGUGCAUGGGCGCCGUCUGUGCCGCCGUCUACCUGCUCACCGUCAUCGUCUUCAUCCCCUUUCCCUUUUACAAGGACAUUGUCGCCGCCACGAGCGGCGGCGGCAACCGCGACGUCGUCCUCAAGGCCGAGCACGUCAACGAGGGCCGCUUCCUCCACCGGUUCCCCCACAGCAAGCUUGCUUCGUACCUGGGCGCCAUCAUCUCCCUGCAGACUAUUGCUCUCCUCGGAAUCGGCGACGACCUCUUUGACAUUCGCUGGCGGCACAAGUGGUGGAUCCCCGGCCUGGCCGCCAUCCCCAUCCUCGUCGUCUACUUUGUCGACUUUGACGUGACGAGCAUCGUCAUCCCCGUGCAGCUGCAGCCCUACCUCGGCGAGCUCUUCGACCUCGGCCCGCUCUACUACCUCUACAUGGCCUGCAUAGCCAUGUUCUGUCCGCAGAGCAUCAACAUGCUCGCCGGCAUCAACGGCAUCGAGGUGUCCCAGUGCGUCGUCGUCGCCCUCCUCCUCGCCUUCAACGACGUCCUCUACCUCGCCACGCCCUACCCGCACCCGGCCACCGACUCCCACCUCUUCUCCCUCUACUUCCUCCUGCCCUGGAUCGGCGUCUCCGCCGCCCUCCUCUGCCACAACUGGUAUCCCGCCCGCGUCUUCGUCGGCGACACCUACUGCUACUUCUCCGGCAUGGUUUUUGCCGUCGUCGGCAUCCUCGGCCACUUCUCCAAGACGCUCGGCCUCCUGCUCGUCCCCCAGUUCUUCAACUUUGCCUACUCGACGCCCCAGAUCUUCGGCCUCGUGCCCUGCCCGCGACACCGCAUGCCCCGCUUCAACGCCCGCACCGGCCUCCUCGAGCCCUCGGUCACGCCCUGGCCCGCCAGCCGCCAGCCGCACCCGCUCGUCGCCCUCGGCCUCCGUCUGCUCGCCAAGCUGCGCCUGCUCAAGGUCGUCACCGACGAUGAGGGCCGCUUCGUCGAGACGAGCAACUUUACGCUGCUGAACCUCUGGCUCGUCUGGCGCGGGCCGCUGCGCGAGGAUCGCCUCGCCACCGAGAUUACGCUCCUGCAGCUCGGCCUUGGCCUCUUUGGCCUCUUUGUCCGGCACAGACUCGCCCUGGUCGUCUUUAAGGAAGAUAAUUGGAGUACGGAACAGCUUUAG
Akanthomyces muscarius is the source of this 1410-nucleotide messenger RNA. RefSeq lists its product as uncharacterized. Gene Ontology annotation, molecular function: UDP-N-acetylglucosamine-dolichyl-phosphate N-acetylglucosaminephosphotransferase activity. The record is from RefSeq and is a predicted model, not a curated record. The transcript has 2 exons. NCBI's taxonomy places the organism in Eukaryota, Fungi, Ascomycota, Sordariomycetes, Hypocreales, Cordycipitaceae. Gene Ontology annotation, cellular component: membrane. The coding region runs from base 1 to 1410 and encodes 469 amino acids. Gene Ontology annotation, biological process: dolichol-linked oligosaccharide biosynthetic process; protein N-linked glycosylation.